CGAUGUUUCAUGCUGCAGCUAAAACGCUUUCUGUUGCAACAACCGCUGCAGUAUCUCGGGGAGUAUUGUUCAGUAUUCGACAUUAUUGUAGGAGGACACCCGCAAAACUGAGAGUAUCCGAAGCGGUUUCAGGUGAUGAAUUGGGAGCGAAAAUCAAAGUACAGGGAUGGGUUCGCUCAGUUCGACCACAGAAGGCAAAUCUCUUCCUCCAUGUGAACGAUGGGAGCUCUCUGCAGUCACUGCAGGUCGUCGCAAGUUCAGAGCUGAAUGAUCAGUGAGUUGCUCACACAUUUGGUUGUGCGGUUGAAGUCACAGGAACUCUUAGGAAAAGUCCAAACCAAAAACAGCCCAUUGAACUGGAAGCAGACCAAAUCGAUGUAGUUGGAGAAUGCAAAACUGUGGAUUUUCCCUUCAAAAUCAAAGAGAGACACGGCCUUGAGUAUAUUCGCCAGUUUCCUCAUCUCAGGUGUAGAACAAAUGCCUUCAGCUCCCUGUUGAGAAUACGAAGUGAGGCCACUUCAGCAAUUCACUCGUAUUUCAAGGAAAAUGGCUUUGUGCAUAUUCACACUCCAGUCAUCACCUCAAAUGACUGCGAAGGAGCAGGGGAGCUCUUUCAGGUCGAGCCAGCAGGCCAAGAGAAUAAAGACGAAGAGAGCUUUUUCUCUGUCCCAGCCUUCCUGACUGUGUCCGGUCAGCUUCAUUUGGAAGUGAUGUCAGGGGCUUUUUCUAGAGCCUACACAUUUGGGCCAACGUUUCGGGCAGAGAACUCCCAAAGCAGACGCCACCUGGCUGAGUUUUACAUGGUGGAGGCUGAGGUCUCCUUCACACAGUCUUUAGAGGAUCUCACCAAGGUCAUGGAGGACAUGUUCAGAUCUGCCACGGAGCAUGUCUUGGCUCACUGUGUGGAGGAUGUGGAUUUGUUUCACAAGCAUGUGACUCCUGGACACAGGGACACUGUAGAAGCGAUGCUAAAGAAGAAAUUCCCUAUGAUAACCUACAGUGAGGCUAUUGACAUCCUAAACCGCAGCUCUCAGAAAUUUGUUUUCCCAACAGAUUGGGGUUGUGACCUUCAGACAGAACACGAGAAGUACCUGGUGAAACAUUGCGGCAACAUUCCAGUCUUUGUCACUGAUUAUCCGUAUGAUCUCAAGCCUUUUUAUGCAAGAGACAACCAGGAUCAUCCCGAGCAUACAGCAGCUGCGGUGGAUCUUCUUGUGCCAGGAGUCGGGGAGCUCUGUGGGGGCUCGCUGAGAGAGGAGAGGCAGGAUCUGCUGAGGGCUCGGCUGGAAGAGGUUGGAUUAAAAGACACCUACAGCUGGUAUCUAGAUUUAAGGCGAUUUGGCUCCGUCCCUCAUGGCGGUUUUGGACUGGGAUUUGAGCGAUAUUUGCAAUGUAUUCUCGGUGUGGACAACAUAAAAGAUGUGAUUCCUUUCCCUAGAUUUUCACAUUCAUGUCUUCUAUAAAACACUUCCAGCCCGGCAGAUAUUUAUUUUUAAAUCAGUGAAGUCUGUUUUUGAUGUCUGGCAAACAUCAAAUAAACACAAUAUUCAACAUUG
This is a messenger RNA of Plectropomus leopardus (leopard coralgrouper), 1556 nucleotides long. Lineage: Eukaryota; Metazoa; Chordata; Actinopteri; Perciformes; Serranidae. The record is from RefSeq and is a predicted model, not a curated record.